Molecule: messenger RNA, 7719 nt
Organism: Trichoderma citrinoviride
Lineage: Eukaryota; Fungi; Ascomycota; Sordariomycetes; Hypocreales; Hypocreaceae
Exons: 6
Coding region: 1-7719 (2572 amino acids)
Biological process (GO): fatty acid biosynthetic process; secondary metabolite biosynthetic process
Molecular function (GO): fatty acid synthase activity; zinc ion binding; oxidoreductase activity
Source: RefSeq, a predicted model, not a curated record
AUGGGAAGCCUCGGUCCCGACAGCAAAUCUCGCUGUGCGAGUGAGCCCAUUGCCAUCAUUGGCAUGAGCUCCAAGUUUUCUGGAGAUGCAACGAAUACGGACAAGCUGUGGCAGAUGCUGGCCGAGGGGAGAAGCGGGUGGACAGAGUUCCCGGCCUCAAGAUUCAGAUCGGAAGGAGUCUACCAUCCGAACAACGAGAGACUGAACACGACACACGUCAAAGGCGCACACUUUCUGCAAGAAGAUGUUGGCUUGUUUGAUGCAGCAUUCUUCAGCUACUCUAGCGAGACUGCCUCGUCCUUGGAUCCUCAAUAUCGGCUACAGUUAGAAUCUGCCUAUGAAGCCUUGGAAAACGCCGGUAUUUCCCUUGCACAAAUAGCGGGUUCCAACACCUCCGUAUUCACCGGUGUCUUUGUACAUGACUACAGAGAUGCACUGCUGCGCGACGCCGAUAACCUGCCAAGGCUCAUGGCCACAGGUACUGGCGUGCCCAUGAUGAGCAACCGCAUCUCUCACUUCUUCGAUCUCCGCGGCGCGAGCAUGACGAUAGAAACCGCCUGCUCUUCCGGAAUGGUGGCCACACAUCAAGGGAUCCAAAGUCUGAGAACAGGCGAAGCCGACAUGUCCAUUGUUGGGGGUGCCAACCUCACUCUGAACCCGGACAUGUUCAAGGCUCUGGGGUCUGCGGGUUUUCUUUCUGCAGAUGGAAAGUCUUACGCAUUUGAUUCGCGUGCCAGCGGCUACGGCCGUGGCGAGGGCGUGGCAACGAUUGUAUUGAAGCGCUUGUCAGACGCACUCGCUGCUGGCGAUCCGAUCCGUGCUGUCAUCAGAUCCUCUGCCCUUAACCAAGACGGCAAAACAGAGACCAUUACGACACCCAGUCUGGAAGCCCAGAUUGACCUGAUCCGCCAGUGUUACGACAGAGCUGGACUCGACCCUCGGGACACUCAGUACUUUGAGGCGCACGGCACUGGCACACAGGCUGGAGAUACCGUCGAGGCACGCGCCAUUGCGACUGUCUUCUCCUCCAACCGAGACCCUCUCCUCAUUGGAUCUAUCAAGACAAACAUCGGCCAUACUGAAGCGGCCAGCGGCUUGGCGAGCAUCAUCAAGACGGCCCUGGCCCUGGAAAAGGGGGUGAUUCCAGCAUCGAUCAAUUUCGAAAAGCCCAACCCGAAACUCUCCUUGGACGACUGGCAUCUUAAGCUGGUAAGACAGCUGCAGGAAUGGCCGGCUGCGAGCACUCGCCGUGCCUCCAUCAACAACUUUGGUUACGGAGGCGCCAACGCGCACAUCAUCAUCGAAGACGGGGCAUCAUGGACUCCAUCUCUUUUGCGACACAGCCAGGAGGAUACGCCUCAGACGGAAGCAGACGGCACUGACUCCAGAGUUCUCAUCCUGAGUGGCAAAGACGAGCAGGCAUGCAGGAAUAUGAUUUCCAACCUCGCCGACUACCUCCAACGGGUCGCAUCGGCCGAGGAUGAACCAGCAAGGCUGCUCGACAGCCUUGCGUAUACCCUAGGGCAGCGCCGUACGCGGUUCCCCUGGGUAGCUGCGCACCCCAUUCCUGUCACAGAGGGUAUUGAGGCUGUUGUGAGCAGUCUCCAGUCACCCAAGUUCAAGCCCUACCGCAGCUCACGUCAACCCAGAAUCGGUAUGGUGUUUACCGGGCAGGGUGCUCAGUGGUGGGCAAUGGGGAGGGAGCUCUGCGAUGCCUACCCUGUGUACAAGGCCUCCCUCGACGAGGCCGAUGCGUACAUCAGGCAGUUUGGGGCGGAUUGGUCCCUCGUGGAAGAGCUCUCGCGUGAUGCUGCUUCAUCCCGAAUCAACGAGUCUGGCCUCAGCACUCCGAUUUGUGUUGCUGUACAGAUCUCGCUCGUCCGUCUCUUGGAGUCUUGGGGUGUUGUUCCUGCCGCUGUCACGAGUCACUCGAGCGGAGAGAUUGCUGCAGCCUACACAGUCGGAGCACUCAGCUACAAGGAUGCCAUGGCAUAUGCGUACCACCGUGCUGUACUGGCUGCGGAUACGAGCCUUCGAGGCCCAGUGAAAGGCGGCAUGGUCGCCAUUGGACUUGGCCGAGAAGAGACGGAGGCGUAUCUGAGCAGGCUGACGACCAGUGGUAAAGCCAUGGUCGCCUGCGUCAACAGUCCCUCUAGCACAACAGUGUCCGGAGACUUCAGUGCCGUAAAGGAACUGGAGGAACUGGCCAAUGCCGAUGGCGUCUUCGCUCGUCUGCUCAAGGUAGAGACAGCCUGGCACUCGCAUCACAUGACGGCAAUUGCAAACGUCUAUGUCGAGGCCCUCGACAGCAUCAAAAGAAAAAGCAGCCGCAAUGAUUCACCGAUUGCGUACUCAUCGCCCGUCACUGGUGGCCGGGUGGUCAAUAUCGAGGAAGUAGCACGCCCAGAGCACUGGGUAAAGAGCUUGGUACAGCCCGUCCAGUUUGUGGACGCCUUCACCGACAUGCUGCUCGGCGAGCCGAAGAGUGCUACUUCCAACAUCGAUGUCGUCGUCGAGGUUGGCCCUCACACAGCUCUGGGCGGACCCAUUCAGCAAAUUCUUGGCUUGCCUGCGUUCAAGGGGCUGCAGAUUCCAUACUACGGCUGCCUCGUCCGCAAAACAGAUGCAAGGGACACAAUGCAAGCCCUUGCAGCUAACCUACUGCAGCAAGGCUAUCCAGUUGAUUUGGACGCCGUCAACUUUCCCCGUGGCAGAGGCCCCCGAGUCAAGGUCCUUACCGGGCUUCCUUCAUACCCCUGGAACCAUCAAAUCAAGCACUGGGUCGAGCCCAGAUUCAACAAGGCGCUUCGGGAACGAUCUUUGCCUCCCCAUCACCUCCUGGGCUCGCUUGUUGAGGGGACAAAUCUGGAAAGCCCGACGUGGCGGCACACGCUCCGGAUAUCCGAAUCACCUUGGACUCGAGAUCAUGCUAUCCAGUCAAAUGUGGUCUAUCCUGCCGCGGGCUACAUCUGUUUGGCUAUUGAGGCGACCAAGCAGCUUCAGAUCUUGAGCAAUACCAAGGCAAGCCCCAAGGAGGUAUCAGGAUACCGACUACGCGACGUCGACUUUUUACAAGCCCUGAUGAUACCGGAUACCUCGGACGGUGUCGAGAUCCAGACGAGUCUACGUCCCGUGAGUGAUAGAGAUGUUGCACUGCAGGGUUGGAAGCACUUCGAGGUCUGGUCUGUUACAGGGGACAACCGAUGGACUCAGCACGCCAAGGGUCUCAUCUCGAUUGAGUUUGAAGCAUCCGCGCAAGCCUCUGAGGCAAAAGUUGGCGACUUCAGCAUCAAAGGGUAUAAGAGACAGAUCCCUCCCGCUGAACUAUUCGCCAACCUCAAAGCCCUCGGUAUCGGCCACGGCCCGAUGUUCCAAAACAUGAGACAUAUUGUACAAUCGGGCUCAGACAGACGCAGCGUGGUUCUCACGGCUGUGCCAGACACAUCAGUACCAAACGAUCUUCCCCGCGAGCAUGUUCUGCAUCCUGUCACUCUCGACUCGUUCAUCACGUCGCCUUAUUCAGCCGUCCCAGGAGCUGCCAGCCGCGAGACUGCCGCCAAAGUGCCGAGGUCGGUCAAGAGCUUUUGGGUAUCAAGCAGGAUAAGUCACGCCCCUGAGCAUGUCUUCAAGGCGCACUCUCACAUCAUCCGCGACGACAAGCACGGAAUGGAGGCCGAUGUAAUUGUCGCAAAUGAUGGGCUCGACGACAACGCCGUGCUGCUGGAGAUGAAGGGUUUUUCGUACCAGUCUCUGGGGCGCAGCGUGUCUCUCCAACAUGCAGAGCCUUGGGAGAACCAGUUGUGUAGCAGCAUUCAUUGGCGUCCCGAUAUCUCCAUCAAGCUCCCAGCCACAGUGUCUUUGGUGAAGAAGGAACUCUCUCGCCAUGUCGACCCAGCUGAAGCUGAGGCAGCAGAGAUCUCGAGUCUGUGCAUUUAUUUUAUGCAGAAGGCACUCGCCAGCCUAUCCGAUAACGACGUCUCCCUCAAGGAAUCUCAUUACUCAAAGUACUACGCGUGGAUGAAGGCAGUCGUCCAACAGGCCGCUUCUGCUGCCAUGGAUGAGAGUGAGAUUGACCGGAUAGCCAAGUCACGGGCGGAUGGCGAGAUGAUACGUCUCGUAGGUAGUCAACUAGUGUCCAUCCUACGGGGAGAGUUGACACCGACCGAGGUCAUGGAACAAGACAAGAAUCUGGUCUCCAAGUUCUACAACGAGACGCCCAGGGCAAAGCGGACGAGCUCGCAGCUCUCCGGUCUGCUCCACCAUCUGGUCCACAAGAAUCCUCGGGCACGCAUCCUCGAGAUUGGCGCAAGCACCGGCGGCGUCACCGGCUCUGCCCUCGGGGUCUUGGGCACUGCCGCGUCGGGCGGCCCUCACGCCUCUUUGUACCAUUACACGGAUAUUUCAGAUCGCGGUUUUGAUGCAGCACGUGAGAGUUUUGCCUCCUGGGCUGACAUCUUGGCUUUUGAUGUGCUCGAUAUCGAGCGUGACCCAGCUGACCAGGGCUUCACCGUCGGAUCCUACGAUGUUGUGAUUGCUUCUCACGCCAUUUCAACUACGACCACAGCUAUCUCUAGUACCCUGGGCAACAUCAAAAGCCUCGUCAAACCGGGAGGAACUUUGUUACUGACAGAGAAUGUCAGGCCGAGUAUUGACUUACAGUUCGUCAAGGGGCUAUUUCCCAGCUGGUGGUCUGGUCAACGACACUCUGAACAAAAUGUUGAGUCAAGUCCAUUGCUCAGCGUCUCACUCUGGGACCGCUCUCUACAGGAAUCUGGAUUCACCGGCAUUGAUGUUGAGCUACACGACUCAGACAAUGUCGACAGAUUCGUGUCGGCCACCAUCAUGUCGACGCUGUCACAGCAGCCAGCAGGCCAGAGUGGCAUAGAUGUUGCCAAGGUCGUGAUUGUUACAAGUGAAAAAGCCGGCAAUCCUCCGUCUGAAUGGCUCAAGAGUCUACAGAACUCCAUUGCCUCCUCUUUCACGGAUGUGGCGGGUGCAGAAGGCAAGGCGAUCCCAAGCGUACAAAGCAUUGAGUCAACCGCAGCUACGGCAGCCUGGUAUGCUGAUAAAAUUUGCAUCUUUAUUGGAGAGAUGAAUGAACCUAUUCUGCACAACCUUGACGCAGCGUCACUGAAGGGCAUAAAGGCCAUGAGCACGGGGUGCAAGGGGCUCAUCUGGGUGACUCGCGGUGGUGCUGUCGACUGCGAACGCCCUGAAGUCAGCCUUGCAACUGGAUUUGUGCGAACUCUCCGCAACGAAUACGUUGGUCGUAAGUUUUUGACUUUGGAUUUGGAUCCCAAAGGUCCGCUAUGGAAUGAGUCUGGACAUGAAGCCAUCGCACAAGUGCUGCAAACCGCCUUCGGUCAGCAGCUGCCCGGACACGGCUCCGUACCAGAGAAAGGGCCCGCAGAACUCGAAUAUGCCGAAAGAGACAGCGUUAUCCUCAUCCCUAGAGUUUACCAUGAUGUGGCCAAGGACGAUGCGCUUACACCGAGUACCCUAGAAUUCGAGGAGGAUACACAGGGAAUCACAACCGUGGAGCCCUUUUAUCAGCAACAUCGUCCACUGUCCUUUCGAUCAGAGCUCCUUGUCUUCGGUGACGAUCGGAGCGCGGCCAUCUACAAGGACUCGCUCCCACCACGUUUGGUAGAGGUGAUGCCGAGAGCUUAUGGUGCUGAGUUGCACCCUACAGACAGAACCAUCACAGGCCACGAGUGUUCCGGCAUAAUCACCAGGGUCGGAAGCGAAGCGUCCAAGCACGGAUUCUCCAUUGGCGACCGGGUCAUCUGCCUCUUGCAGCAGUCAUCGUUCCCGAGCCGGGCCAUCGUUGACUGGACGUCUGUCGUCCACAUGCCGACUCGCUUGAGCUUCCAGGAGGCAGCAUCCCUUCCCGCUGCAUUUCUCGUUGCCUACUUUUCUCUCGUCAAGACAGCAAAACUCGAGAGUACUCAGACCAUUCUUAUUCACGCUGGUGCCGGAAGUAUAGGACAGGCAGCCAUCAUGGUCGCAAAGCAUAUCGGCGCCACAGUAUUCACGACAGUCGCCACCCCCGAACAGCGAGAUCUCCUUGUCAAAGAACACGGCAUACCUUCUCAUCACAUCUUUGACAGCAACAGCCCUUCAUUCGGAGUAGCCAUCACGGCUGCCACUAACGGGCGAGGUGUCGACGUCGUUCUCAAUUCGCUGACAGGCCCUCUACUGCAACCGAGCUUCAACCUUGUAGCGCCCCUGGGCCACUUCAUCGAAGUCGGCAAGAAAGACUCGCUGGCAAACAGCAACCUCGAGAUGCUGCCGUUCACCCGCGGCGUGUCAUUUUCAGCAGUUGACGUCCCAAGCUUGUUGCAAUAUCGGGACAGUGAUGUGCACCGCUGUCUGGAAGAAGUCGCGCGUCUUCUCGAGCUCGAAGCUCUUUCACCUGUCUCUCCCAUUAUCGAGCACAGCAUUCGUGACAUUGCGCAAGUUUCUCGACUUCUGCAGGCGGAAGACGACACAGGCAAGAGAGUCUUGACGGUUGAGCAGGGCGACAUGGUAUUUGUUCUACCUCGUAUCCCAACAGCCGCAAAGCUCUCUGCAGAAGCAUCAUACUUGAUCGUAGGCGGCAAUGGCGGCCUGGGACAGGCUGUGGCUCAAUGGAUGGUAUCUCGUGGAGCCAAGAGCCUCGUUUUGCUGUCUCGAAGUGCUGGCCAGAGCCCUAAGAUGAAGAUGCUCGCAGAGGAGCUCCGCGAAGCAGGAUGUCAUCGCGUCUUGCCGGUGAGUUGCGACGUUGCCAGGGAGGACGAUUUGGCACGGGCCAUGGAUACCUGUGCGCAUGAGGGUCUCCCUCCAAUCAGGGGAGUGGUUCAUGCUGCCUUUGUUCUUCAUGACUCGUUCGUCGAAAACAUGACACUUGAUGACUACAAGUACACAAUCCAAAGCAAGGUCUCGGGCGCCUGGAACCUUCACAACCAGUUCAACUUGCCCGGCGACCUCGACUUCUUCGUUCUCUUCUCCUCCAUCAACGGCAUCCUAGGCUACGCCAGCCAAGCCGCCUACUCCGCCGCCGGUGCCUACGAAGACGCCCUGGCUCACUGGCGCGUCAAGCAACAGGGCCUGCCCGCCGUGUCCAUCGACCUCUCGCUCGUCGACGGCGUCGGCUACGUUGCCGAGGCGAGCGCAGCCGAGGCGAUGCGCAAGUCCCUCAUCAAAGCCGGACGCAGGGUCAUCAACGAAGAGCAGGUUCUCGCUUCCCUCGAGUUGGCUAUCGUGUCGCCCUACGAUCCGCAGUUUAUUCUCGGCGGUAUUAACUCCGGUCCUGGACCGCACUGGGACGUUGACGGCGACCUGGGACGAGACAUGCGUCUCCUGGCGCUCAAGUACCGCCAAUCUGCUGCUUCUGAUGAACAGGAUGGCGAGGAUGACAAGGCGGGCAGUGGAGGAGACUCUCUUUCUGCCAAGAUUGCGUCUGCCUCGUCGCGUGAUGAGGCGAUCGCUGUCGUCGGAUCUGCCGUGGCGGCCAUGUUGGCUGACAUGUUUCUCGUUUCUGUCGAAGAGGUAGACCUCAAUGACUCGCCGUCGCAGCAGGGCAUCGACUCUUUGGUGGCAGUCGAGGUGCGCAACAUGCUCUUCAGCCAGGCAGGCGCAGAGCUGUCCAUUUUCAAUAUCAUGCAGAGCCCGAGCCUGGCGCAGCUGGUGGCUGAUGUAGUCGACCGCAGCACGUUUGCCAAGUUUGCAAAGGCGUAA